Messenger RNA from Helianthus annuus (common sunflower), 2446 nucleotides. RefSeq names its product twinkle homolog protein, chloroplastic/mitochondrial. The record is from RefSeq and is a predicted model, not a curated record. NCBI's taxonomy places the organism in Eukaryota, Viridiplantae, Streptophyta, Magnoliopsida, Asterales, Asteraceae. The transcript has 20 exons. Bases 114 to 2204 code for a protein of 696 amino acids. Gene Ontology annotation, biological process: DNA replication. Gene Ontology annotation, molecular function: single-stranded DNA binding; 5'-3' DNA helicase activity; ATP binding.
AAAUCUGCGGCUGUGAAGUUGUCCCUCCCUCCCUCCCUCCCUCUCAAACAAAAACCCUCCAUAAACCCUUUUCCGCGAUACAAUGAACCCUAGUUGCUAAAGGCCGGCCAGACAUGUUUCUCCUCCGGCACCGGAAACCUCUUCAUGGUGUCCUCUUCUCCAACGCUUUCCGUCCUCUUAUGGCCUCCAAAUCCACACUCUCUUCCGUUAGUUAUCAUCCCAACCACAAAUCCAACAUCUACCCCCUUAACAGAUUCAUUUUGUUUCGUUUCCCCCCAACUUCAAACCCCCAAUUGCGUCCUCUAUCCUUCUCUACUCAUGCCACUACUCCCAGACCAGUUCCUGAAGUCUAUUUGGAGAAACCUGAUGAUGAUAUAGUUGAUACGCCUCAGUUGAAGCACCUUAAAUCAAAAUUGAAGGAAAUUGGAAUCGUCUGUGGACAUUUCGGUCCUGGUCAAACAAAUGGCUUGCUCUGCCCCAUGUGUAAAGGUGGCGAAUCUAUGGAGAAGUCACUCGCUCUCCUCAUUGCUGACGAUGGUAAUGCUGCUGUUUGGAAUUGUUUUAGAGCCAAGUGUGGAUGGGCAGGAAGUACACGUGGUUCUGCAGAUGUUAAGUCAAGUUACAACAGGAUGAAUAAGAUCACCCCCAAAGUGAAAAACAUUAGGAGAAUUACAGCACAAGAAUUGAAGUUAGAACCUUUGUGUCGUGAUUUAUGUGACUAUUUUGCCGAAAGAAUGAUAUCUGAAGAGACGCUACGGAGAAACUCUGUCAUGCAAAGAUUAUACAUGAAUCAGAUUGUCAUUGCCUUUACUUAUAAACGAAAAGGGGAACUUAUAAAUUGCAAGUACCGGGGUCUUCCAAAGACUUUCUCGCAGGAAGCUGAUACUGAAAAAAUAUUAUAUGGACUUGAUGAUAUAGAAGGAGCAAGUGAUGUCAUUAUUGUUGAGGGCGAAAUGGACAAACUUGCAAUGGAAGAAGCAGGCUUCAGGAACUGUGUUAGUGUCCCUGAUGGUGCACCUCCACAAGUUUCCUCUAAAGAUUUACCAUCCCAAGAACAGGACAUAAAAUACCAAUAUUUGUGGAACUGCAGGGAGUAUUUAGAAAAGGCGUCUCGCAUAAUACUUGCCACCGAUGGAGACGCGCCUGGUCAAGCCUUAGCUGAAGAGCUAUCACGCCGCCUUGGAAAAGAAAGGUGUUGGCGAGUCACGUGGCCAAGUAAAAAUGAAAAUGAGCGUUUUAAAGAUGCUAAUGAGGUUCUCAUGUUCAUGGGCCCAGCUGUAUUGAGGGAAGUUAUUGAGUCUGCUGAAUUGUACCCUAUUAAAGGGUUACUCAACUUCAGAGAUUACUUCAGUGAAAUUGAUGCAUAUUACCAUCAAACCCUUGGUACGGAGCUUGGCAUUUCAACCGGAUGGAAAGCAUUGGAUGAUUUAUAUAAUGUUGUGCCGGGAGAGUUGACCGUAGUCACCGGAGUACCCAAUUCAGGAAAGAGUGAGUGGAUUGAUGCAUUGUUAUGUAAUCUUAAUCGAAGCGUUGGUUGGAAGUUUGCACUCUGCUCUAUGGAGAACAAUGUAUUUCUAAAAUUCCAAUUUUAUACAGUUAGAGAGCAUGGAAGGAAGCUUCUAGAAAAGCACAUUAAGAAGCCGUUUUUUGACGUGAGGUAUGGAAAAUCUGUUGAAAGAAUGAGUUUAGAGGAAUUGGAGGUAGGAAAGCAAUGGUUGAGUGAUACUUUUCAUCUCAUACGGUGUGAGAAUGAUUGCCUACCAAAUACCAAGUGGGUGCUUGAUCUUGCGAAAGCUGCAGUCCUUAGAUACGGUGUGAACGGGCUCGUGAUUGAUCCAUACAACGAGCUUGAUCACCAGCGACCUUCCAACCAGACUGAGACAGAGUAUGUAAGUCACAUGUUGACCUGCAUCAAGCGAUUCGCUCAACACCAUUCAUGCCAUGUAUGGUUUGUGGCACACCCGAGACAGUUGCAGCAGUGGACUGGAGGCCCUCCUAACCUAUACGACAUUAGUGGAAGCGCACACUUCAUAAACAAAUGUGACAAUGGAAUUGUUAUUCAUCGAAAUAGGAAUCCAGAGGCAGGUGCUCUGGACCUAGUGCAGGUUUGCGUGCGAAAGGUACGGAAUAAAGUCUCAGGAACAAUAGGUGAUGCAUUCUUGCAAUAUGAUCGAAUUACUGGUGAAUAUAAUGACAUCAAGUAGCAAAAAGCAAAGUACUGGAGCUGAAGGGUUUCUGUUAUUUAUCUGUAUCAUUUUGUCGACUUGAAGAAACUGAACUUAUAUAAAAAUUCCAUUUUUAUAUCUAUGUCCAUCUGUAAAUAGCCGUCGUAUCUGUGGGAACUAAUCUUGUCAAUACUCAAAAGUUGGAGGAUUUAAUAGUUUAUUUUUAAUUGUAUUUUAUUUUAGUAGGAGGAUUUAAGAUUUAUACUAGUUUCAUUUUAUUU